AGGAGACUGUCUGAUGCUGAUGUUUCUGUGUUAUAUGAUAAAACUCAUCACCUCUGACAGUGUGAGUGUGAGGUUGGUGAAUGGUAAUAAUCCCUGUGCUGGUCGAGUGGAGGUUUUUAAUGGUGGUCAGUGGGGAACAGUGUGUCAUCUUGGCUGGGAUAUGACUGAUGCUGAAGUGGUGUGUAGAGAGCUGGACUGUGGGACGGCUGUAAAUCCAACAUAUUUUGCUUACUUUGGACAAGGAUCAGGACCAAUUUCAAUGUCUGAUGUAUCCUGUAGUGGAUCAGAGACUGCACUGAAAGACUGCCAUUCAAGCAGCUGGUUUUAUACACUGUGGAACUGUAAUCAUGAUCUUGAUGCUGAUGUCAUCUGUUCAGGACAAGGACUUCGACUUGUGGACGGGUCUCUGUGCUCUGGGAGAGUGGAGGUGAUUUUUGGGAACACAUGGUACACAGUGUGUGACGCUGUCUUUGACCAGCAGGAUGCAGAGGUUGUGUGUAAACAGCUGGACUGUGGGGCUCCUGUACAGGUGCUGGGAGCAGCUGCUUUUGGUAAAGGAAAAGGCCGUGUUUGGUCAGAGGAGAUUCAGUGCAGAGGAAAUGAAUCUCAGAUAGACGUCUGUUCACGAUCAUCUUCACAGAAACACAACUGCUCUCAUGACAAUGAUGUGGGAGUGAUCUGUUCUGGUUACACAGAUCUCAGGCUGGUGAAUGGUUCAGACUCUUGUUCUGGACGAGUGGAGCUUCAGUUUGUCACAGAGUGGGGCACAGUGUGUGAUGCAGGCUGGGAUAUGAAAGCUGCCAGUGUCCUCUGUAGACAGCUGAAUUGUGGGAUUGCUGUGUCUGUUGUGGGAUCAGACUGGUUUGGAGAGGGAAAUGAAGAACCC
This is a messenger RNA of Carassius auratus (goldfish), 886 nucleotides long. RefSeq names its product deleted in malignant brain tumors 1 protein-like. The transcript has 4 exons. Gene Ontology annotation, cellular component: plasma membrane. The annotation marks the transcript as partial. Gene Ontology annotation, biological process: zymogen activation. Gene Ontology annotation, molecular function: serine-type endopeptidase activity. The record is from RefSeq and is a predicted model, not a curated record. Lineage: Eukaryota; Metazoa; Chordata; Actinopteri; Cypriniformes; Cyprinidae.